AUGGAAAAUAAGUCAAGAAUCAGUGAAUUCCUUCUCCAUGGAUACCCUGAUACUGAAGAGCUACGUAUAGUCCAUGUUAUUGUUUUUUUAAUAAUUUAUUUGGUAGCCCUCAUUGAAAAUCUCAUCAUCAUCACUGUCAUUGUUUAUAGUCAUCAGCUGCAUUCACCUAUGUAUUUUUUUCUGGUCAAUCUAUCCUUGCAAGAUCUUGGCUCCAUCUCGGUCACAGUUCCCAAGUCCAUGCUGAAUUCCUUGAUGAACACUGAAGCAAUUUCUUACUCUGGAUGUCUCUGCCAGGUGUUCUUCCUUAUUUUCUUCGUGAUGUCUCAUUUCUUUCUCUUGGGUGUCAUGGCCUAUGAUCGUUAUGUAGCCAUCUGCAAGCCACUGCAUUAUGAAAUGAUAAUGAACAAAAAAGCCUGUAUCCAAAUGGCAACUAGCAUCUGGAUAAGUGCUCUGUUUUAUUCAAUGCUUCAUAUGGGAAAUUUAGUUACAUUAGAAUUCUGUUCCAGGAUCAUCAAUCAGUUAUACUGUGAAAUUCCUCAAUUACUCAAAAUCUCUUGUUCUAAGUUUUAUGUUGCAGUAGAACGGGCACUUAUCUUUGGAUCGUCUUUAGGUUUUCUUUACUAUAUUAUAAUUGCUUUUUCUUAUAUUCAGAUCUUCAGAACAGUUUUAAGAAUCCCAUCUACCCAUGGGAAGCAAAAGGCCUUCUCUACCUGUUUACCUCAUCUCAUAGUCAUUUGUCUGUUUAUGAUAAAUGGUAGCUUUGCAUAUCUGCAACCCACAUCCAGCUCUCCAUCGAUUUCAAAUACCUUUGUUUCUUUCUUUUACUGUAUGAUGCCACCAGUCAUGAAUCCACUGAUCUAUAGCAUGAGGAACAAGGAGUUUAAAAUGGCAUUCUGGAAACUAAUUCUCCAUUUUUUUCCCCACACCUUACAGAGGUAUUCUCAGUUAUGUAUAUUUUAA
Pantherophis guttatus is the source of this 960-nucleotide messenger RNA. Its product is annotated as olfactory receptor 14A16-like. The record is from RefSeq and is a predicted model, not a curated record. Gene Ontology annotation, cellular component: membrane. Gene Ontology annotation, biological process: G protein-coupled receptor signaling pathway. NCBI's taxonomy places the organism in Eukaryota, Metazoa, Chordata, Lepidosauria, Squamata, Colubridae. Gene Ontology annotation, molecular function: olfactory receptor activity; G protein-coupled receptor activity.